UUGGGGGGGGUGUUCCCUGCACAUGGCUGCUAAGGGGGUCCGUGAUGGAGCCUGUGCUGAGUAUGACUAUGGUACAGCUAUGCAGGCUCUGGGUUCCUUUCGUCUCCUCCAUGCUCUGAGUGUUGUGUUCUUAGUGACCAGAGAGAAGGAGUUGCAAAUUUACAAGAAAAAGGAAAAAAAAACAUUCCGCUCAGCUUGUGUUGUGAGUGGGAGGGAGCAAUGGAGCCGUUCCCGAGCGCACAAAUGCAGGCAAAGGCGGACACGGCACCUGCGUGCUUAGCAGAGCCGGCUCUGCUGCUGGGGACACGGGCAGCAGCACAACGGAGGGCAGGGGCAGCUCCUGACAUCGCCCCCUGCCAACACCCCCCAGGCAGCGCUGCUCUGCUGUAUCUGCCCGCAGCCGGUUGCCCUGGAAGCUCCGUUGGUAUUUUUGGCGCUGUUCCCCCCGAGGAUCCCCGCGCAGCCACGAGCAUCCUCAGAGCGGGGCCGGGCUGCGAGCGGGAGCAGCUCCGGGAUGAGCUCCGUGCUGUGCUGCUGGGGAUGAGCUGCCAGAGCAACGAGGAGGCGCGUGUUGCAUUCUUAGGAGCCAUAACCUACUACUAGAGGAGGCUUUACUCAAGUGCUGUCACACCUUGACCAUGAACGGGUACCUGAAUGAGUCCAGUUUCAUGAUGGUGGAGGAGGGUUUCACCAGCAGGGACCUCCUGGAGAGCACCCUGGUGGAGCUGUGCCGGACGGGUGAGCGACAAGCCUUUUUCGUGGCCGACCUCGGGGACAUUGUGAAGAAACACCUGCUCUUCCUGAAGGCCUUGCCCCGUGUGAAGCCCUACUUCCCUGUCAAGUGCAACAGCAGCGGGGGGGUGAUGCGGCUGCUGGCUGAGCUGGGAGCAGGCUUUGCCUGUGCCAACAAGACAGAGAUUGCAGAAGUUCAAAGCAUUGGGGUCCCUGCUGAUAAGAUUUUCUACAGCAGCCCUUGCAAGCAGGUCGCCCACAUCAGAUAUGCAGCCAGCUGUGGUGUGCAGCUCAUGACCUUCGACAACGAGGUGGAGCUGGGCAAGGUGGCCCGGAGCCACCCACAAGCCAGGAUGCUUUUGGGUAUUGCUGCUGACUCCAGCCCCUCUGCCCAUCCAAGCAUGAUGUUUGGGGCCACGCUCAAGUCCUGCCGACGCCUGCUGGAGUCAGCAAAGGAGCAAGAUGUGGAGGUUGUUGGUGUCAGCUUUCACCCUGGGGGACACGGCCUGGAGCCCCAGGUUUUUGCCCAGGCUGUUGCAGAGGCGCAGCUGGUGUUUGACGUGGGCGCGGAGCUGGGCUAUCGAAUGCACCUCCUGGACAUCGGAGGGGGGUUUCCUGGCACCGAGGACUCCAGAGCCCAGUUUGAGGAGAUUGCUGCUGUGAUAAACUCUGCCCUGGACACGUAUUUCCCAGAAGGAUGUGGGGUGCAGAUUGUUGCAACCCCGGGGCGAUACUACGUGACCUCAGCCUUCACCUUUGCAGCCAGUAUCACCAGCAAGGAAGAGGUUCCCGUGGAGCAGCCGGGCUCUGAUGGGGAAGAGUCUGGCAGCAAGAAGAGCCUCGUCUAUCACCUCAGCGAUGGCAUCUAUGGCACCUUCAGCUCUGUCCUGUUUGACGGUCCCUGCCCCAAACCUCUGCUGCACAAGAAGCCCUGCCCGGAGCAGCGCUUGUGCAGCAGCAGCCUCAGGGGUCCCCUGGGCCAUGCAGAGGACCAGAUUACAGAUGAUGUGGAGCUGCCUGAGCUGCAGGACGGGGACUGGCUGAUCUUCCAGGACAUGGGUGCCUACACCAUUGCGACGUCGUCCCUGUGCGGUGGGUGUCCCCGGCCACACGUCACCUAUGCCAUGUCCCGCCUGGCCUGGAAAGCCGUCCAGCUCCUGCAGGGGAAGCUGCCAGCAGCAGAUGACCAUGAGAGCAGCUGCACCCCGCUGUCCUGCGGAUGGGAGAUGGUGGAGUCCCUCUGUGUCCCCCCAGUCUUCACCCCAGCCGGCAUCAUCUGAGCAGGGGGAGCCCACGCCAUCACCCCGCUCCCCUGGGGCUGCAGGCAGAGCUCAGCACGGCGCAGUCCUGUUCCUCCUGCUCGUACAGUGCUGUGUGUUAUGGUAAUAAAUGGGUGUUGAACCUGG
Messenger RNA from Coturnix japonica (Japanese quail), 2138 nucleotides. RefSeq names its product antizyme inhibitor 2 (gene AZIN2). The record is from RefSeq and is a predicted model, not a curated record. Gene Ontology annotation, cellular component: cytoplasm. NCBI's taxonomy places the organism in Eukaryota, Metazoa, Chordata, Aves, Galliformes, Phasianidae. Gene Ontology annotation, molecular function: catalytic activity.